Messenger RNA from Vavraia culicis subsp. floridensis, 838 nucleotides. RefSeq lists its product as uncharacterized. Lineage: Eukaryota; Fungi; Microsporidia; Pleistophoridae. The record is from RefSeq and is a predicted model, not a curated record. The transcript has a single exon. The coding region runs from base 1 to 732 and encodes 243 amino acids.
AUGUAUGUAAUGAUUCAGAUGCGAUUGGCACUUGGUGCAUACAUGUCAUGCAUUAGAAAUCAGAAUAUGUCGGCUGACGAGAAUAAACAAGCACCUUAUGCGGUUCCUAAUUGUUUAUAUAGAACGGUAUCAACGAUUGAAAGGAUUGCUGCUCUUGAACAAUGCCGUAAGUACUUUAAACAAUAUCUUUUGAGGAUGGAACAUGUGUUUAGGAUGGAAAAAUACCUCAGAUCACAGCAUAGAAGGAAUUAUUCGAACGAAGAGAAAGCAAGAAUAGCUUAUGAGCACAUAGGUUACUGGCUUGAGAACAGAAGACAGUGGCAAGAGAUGUUCAAGCAGACAUCACAAAAAGAUUCUCGCGGAAAUGUGCAGUUGAACAACAAAAAAAUGAAAAUGAUGGUUGAUGUUAUGUAUCGCAUCGUUAAAAGGAUCAAACAUCUGAAUGAUCUUAACAACGUAUUUCGCAAAACACUACGAACCGAUGAUACUUACGAAUGUUAUGUAGAUUUCAUGGAUGCCUGCCGAAACUUUUUUGCCAUGACGCAUCCCUUAAAUGAAACAGUGCUUGGUUCAGUGAGUCUCUUGGAGCGACACAAAAUUAAAAAACUUAUAAAAGGAAUGAGGCGUUUACUUCGGAAAUAUGAGCAUAUUUUGUCUGACACACAGAUGAUCUUUUCACGAUAUUGUAUAGUGAAAUCGCAGACAAGAAGUACAAUGCUAAAAAAGGAAUAGAAACGUAUUUAAAGAUACGAAUAAACGUCUUUAAACAAGUGAUUGGCAUACCACGUAACCUGAGAGAUAUUAUGUUUAGAAUAAUCGAUUUAUUUUUGAUUAAAAC